Messenger RNA from Homarus americanus (American lobster), 1331 nucleotides. It is a transcript of the gene Pih1D1, whose product is annotated as PIH1 domain-containing protein 1-like. Bases 39 to 1001 code for a protein of 320 amino acids. Gene Ontology annotation, cellular component: R2TP complex; cytoplasm; ribonucleoprotein complex. The record is from RefSeq and is a predicted model, not a curated record. The transcript is spliced from 7 exons. Gene Ontology annotation, biological process: box C/D snoRNP assembly; rRNA processing. Lineage: Eukaryota; Metazoa; Arthropoda; Malacostraca; Decapoda; Nephropidae.
UUUCAAGUUCGGAAAAUUUUAUAUGUUCCUUUGAGAUCAUGGAAGACGAGAGCAAAAGUACUACUCUGCUUGAAAUUGAUGAUAAUAUUAUACGAAAACAAUUGAUAUUAGAGGGAAAUGUGCCACAGGAGCUUGACACCCUGUUUCCCAAGGCCUCACCCCAUGAGCGAGCCACUACCAUCAAACCCAAGCCAGGCAUCUGUGUGAAGACCAGAGAUGACCAGAAGAAUAAAGUGUUCAUCAAUGUUUGCACCUCUGAUGCCAUCCCAGCUCCUGAGGACAUUACUGACCAAGAGUUGAUAACCAUCCUGGAAUCAGAGGCCCCAUCAGAUUUUCGUGUGCCCAUGUCCAUCGGCCAGCCCCACUAUGAAAAGGACAAAUCGGGUGAAUCGUGUGUUGCAUAUGAUGUCAUUAUUAGCCCCCAGUUUUUCCUCAAGAUGACUGACAAUCCACUCUUCCAUAAUUUCUUCAUGAUUGCUACUUUAGAGGGGUUAGAGGAAAAGUACUCACUCAAAGUAGACAAAAAUGGAUGGAUUGUAAUGAAAAACAAAAAAUACCAUGGAAGCAUUCCAGAGCAGACUGUUCGUACAAAUAUUCCUCUGGUGCAAGAACUAAGUAAAGCGAGACACUGGAAUCCAGAGGACAUACCAGGAACUUCAUCAGGCACUGCUCCCCCCAGUCAGCCACUAAUAACUGAAUUAUCCACAAAAACCUUAACUUCAAGCCCUGUGAAAAUAGAAAAAAAGAAACCCAAAUUCUUGAUGAAAAAAAUUCCUGAUAAAAAUGGUGUAGAAAACUUAAUAGCUGAAAUUAAUUUACCCAGUAUGGUGACAGGUCAUGAGGUUGUCGUAGAUGUUGGUGGAGAUCGCUUGGUUGUCGAGAGUCCCAAGAACCUCCUGGAUGUGUUUGUUCCACUAUCCCUUGACAGUAAUAAUGCUGAAGCUCACUUUGUUACAUCUACAAGGGUUCUUGUUGUUAGAGUUCCAAUUCUUCAUACGUGAUGCCAGGAGUAAUGGCUUGCUUGAGGCUUUUAAUGUCAUUCAGCAGGAGAUGAGUUCAUUAUUAUUUUUCUCAGAGUUGGAGAGACAAUUGUGAGAAAGCAAAAGUUAUCUUCAAAAGGUAUGGUUUUAGAUUCCACUGUUAUUUGCUCUUUAGAUUUUUCCUUUACAUUACUUUACUUUGCUCUUAUUACAUCCACUAUAAUUUUACAUUUCAAAAUUGAUGCUGAAUAUCCUACACAAUAAAGGUUAUUCUGAAUUUAAACUUUUACAAUUUUUUCCUGUCCUGAAUAUGUAAACAAACAAUUAAAAUAAACAUUUAAACAUAUUUUA